AUGCCUCCAUUAUCUCGCAAUCGUCAAUUUCCUCUCAAGUCGCCGGCCCCUCGUGGCAGGGGGACACCAGCCGGACAAGCGAGGAUCUCUCAACCACAACUUCCAUCACAGAUACAAUCAUUGUGGAAAUCUUGGGAUUCUGUCGCAAUAUACAUCACAAAUAUUCCAAAGGAGACCACGACAUUGAACAUAUGGCAAGCUUUUCAGAAGGAAGGCAACAUCUUCUCCAUCGACCUUUUCGAGGACUCUCACGGUAAGCGUGAGACAAAAGGGAAGCUACGCUUCAAGCCUCCACCUCAGACGGACUUUUGGAGAAAAGGAGAGUAUACCAUUCAACUAUCAAGUGGGCAAUCGUGUACUGUCACAAUCGGUCUUGAUUUCAAGCGUCCUGAUCUACGAAUUGCAAGUCCAGUCCGGCCUAAUGUCAAUUAUCCGGCUGAUUUGAAAAUUCCCAUUUCUUCUAUGGAAGUUGGCGUUUUGCUUGACGACAAAACUUUCCAACCCCGGCGCACAGUCGGCCAAGGGCCCAAGGAAAAUGCGUUUGUCGUGCUUGAUCUGAAAAGCCGAGCUCUUUAUAUCCGUUUUCAGCUGGCCGUCUCAUUCUCAUCGAAACCAACCGCGAAUCAACCCAGCGAACCAUACCAAGAAUAUCGUCUGAAAAUAGCCUUCGUCCAGUUGACUGAAAUCCAUCAGGCUGCUGAUCCUGCGUCUGGAGCAGUCACCCACUUUACUGUAUUGGACUCGCCUCCAGUCUACCAUCGACGCAUCACAAAUGUCGCCUCUACUUUCAUAGAUGACAACAAUUGGAGGGAAGCGGAUAGUUGGUAUCGGCAGACCUACAUUGUUCAUCGGCCUCUAGAUCUGGCCUCUCUUCCCAUUAGUUUGAGAAGGGGCAAUUCUUUGAUUGAUAUUGGACGCUGGAACGCCUUUCGUAUAACCUUUCCAAAGGAAUCCCAUCAGAAAGCCGACUUCACUUUGUUUCAGAAUAUCCUCACCGACUACAAUGUCAAAAUCAGCACUGCGGGGUCUUUCACUCGCUGGGAUGAGAGUAAAGAGCCAAUGCCGGAGGUUUGGACAUGGAUCGACGUCUCAGAGUCUCAGACACCCAACGAUUCACAGUCUUCUUUGGAGGAACUGAUCGAUCGGGAUUACAUCCACUUGCCUUUUCCUGUUCGAUAUCAACUCGAGGUUUGUCUGUCAAAUGGGUAUCUUUCCGAAUACUCCAUGACUCGCGAUUUUGUUCUCAAACUCUCAGAACUCGGGGAGAACCGAGCUAAAAAGCUUUUGGAGCAUGUGGCAUCAAAAGGCCAAGUAUACCGUGACCCAAUGAAGAUAUUCGAUCUCAAAUUCAUCAAGGGGGUGACUGAUUUGAAGAUACCUCCUUACUGCUGCCACAUGCGCUCCGCCAGAAUCACGCCUAGCACCAUCUACUACAACACUCCGACGGUGGACAUAUCGAAUCGCAUCAUAAGACACUAUAUGGAGUACGCCGAUCGCUUCCUCCGAGUUCGAUUCACGGAUGAAAAGCUUCUUGGUCGAAUCAAUUCAACUACUGACAACACCAUGGACGAAGUGUUUACCAGAAUCAAAAGGGCUUUAUCAAAUGGAAUUGUCAUUGGCAACAGACAUUACGAAUUCCUUGCGUUUGGAAACUCGCAGUUCCGGGAGCACGGAGCUUACUUUUUUGCGCCACUGCCUAAUAUCACAGCCGCCAACAUUCGCGCCUGGAUGGGCUACUUCAACAACAUUCGAAAUGUUGCUAAGCAUGCGGCGAGGCUGGGCCAAUGUUUUUCUACAACACGUGCCAUUUCUGGCUGCCGCGUGCAAAUCCGCCCAAUUGACGAUGUUGAACGCAAUAACUACAUAUUCUCGGACGGGGUUGGAAGGAUCUCUCGCUUUCUGGCUCAGAUGGCAAUGUCAGAACUCAAGAUCAAGACGUCAACGGGCGAGCCUCCAUCUGCUUUUCAGUUUCGUCUGGGAGGUUGUAAAGGAAUGCUUACCGUAUCUAAGGAAGCCCAAAAUAUCGAGGUACACAUCCGCAAAAGCCAGAACAAAUUCGAAGCUAUACACAAUAAACUUGAGAUUAUUCGGUGGAGUCAAUACUCCAUUGCGACUUUGAACAGACAAUUGAUCAUGGUACUAUCCUCACUUGGUAUACCAGAUCGCAUAUUCCAUGAUAAGCUGAAGACUAUGGUGCAAGGCUUGGAUGAAGCCUUGGAGAGUGACACACAUGCCGUUUAUUGGCUAAAGAAAUACGUGGACCCCAAUCAAAUGACGCUCAUAACCAGUCAGAUGGUUCUCGAUGGAUUCAGGCGAUCGAAAGAGCCGUUCAUGACCUCGAUUUUGACUUUGUGGAGAGCAUGGCAUCUCAAGUACCUUAAAGAGAAAGCCAAGAUUGCAAUUGAUAGUGGUGCUUCUUUGCUUGGAUGUAUGGAUGAAACUGGAAUUCUCAAGGGCUAUUUUGCCCACAAGACUCCAGGAGUCGAUGCCACUUUCGAAGAUCGGGUGGCAGCUUUGCCUGAGAUAUUCCUCCAAAUCUCACGUCCCGAGAAUGGCGGUAAAUCCGAGGUCGUCGAAGGCCUCUGCAUCCUGGCUCGCAACCCAUCCCUUCACCCGGGUGAUAUUCGAGUCGUGAAAGCCGUCAACAUCCCAGAGCUGAGUCAUCUCCAUGAUGUCGUUGUUCUUCCUCAGACUGGCGACCGGGAUGUCGCAAGCAUGUGCUCCGGGGGGGACCUGGAUGGUGACGACUAUCUUGUGAUUUGGGAUCAAGACUUGAUUCCCGAGGACUGGUUCUGCGCCCCUAUGAAAUAUGCGAGCAACAAAGCACAGUCUCUGGACAGUGAUGUGACAGUCGAUCAUAUCACAUCAUUUUUUGUUACUUACAUGAAGAAUGACUGUCUGCCAAAAAUUGCCCAUGCCCACCUUGCUUUAGCUGACCGACUCGAGGACGGCGUCAACGAGGAGAAAUGCAUUCGGCUUGCCCAGCUUCAUUCAGACGCAGUGGAUUAUAACAAAACAGGCAUCCCAGCCAUUAUGACACGCAACUUGGAACCUCGCUUGUGGCCUCACUUCAUGGAAAAGAAGCACAAACCAAAAGAUAAGAUUUACCACUCCAACAAAAUCCUUGGCCAGCUGUAUGACGCCAUUGAGCGGAUUGAUUUUGUACCCAGUCUAGGAAUGCCCUUUGAUGAGAGAAUUCUCAGCUGUCAAUUGGAUGUCAGCGACGACCUUUACGAGUUCGCUAGAGAACUUAAGAUCCAAUACGAUGGCGCCAUGCGGCGAAUCAUGGCACAGCAUGACAUCAAGACCGAGUUUGAGGUCUGGUCUACGUUUGUCCUCAGUCACGCCAACAUGAGCAAGGACUAUAAAUUCCAUGAGGAGAUUGGAGGGAUUUCGUCUUCACUUAACGAGAUGUUCAGAAAGCAAUGUUACGACAAGGUUGGCGGCCGGCAGUUUGAGAAAUUAGCACCCCUCGCUGUCGCAAUGUACCGUAUCACCAGCCAGGAGAUGAGCCUCGCGUUGCAAAGAUACCGAGAGGAGAACCCACAGGAUCCCAAUGAUGUUCUCAAUUCGGUGCCAAAGAUAAACCAACUGCCACUCAUCAGCUUUCCUUGGGUCUUGCCGCAUGUUCUGGGGAAAAUCGCAACAGGACUUUACGAGCUUCCAGCCGAGGCAGGCAAAAUCCAUAACGAUCCCUUUGGUCUGUUUGAGGAUGAUCAGGUCAUGAGUGCACCUUUGCGGACUCGUCCUAAGCAGGAGAAUGUCGAUGCCGAUAUCCAAUCCCUAGAGGAACUGCUCGACUUCGGCUUCUCCGAAGCGCCGCGGAAGUCAUCGUCAUCAUCGGUUCUGCCACCUGCUCACACCAACCCUAUCGACGAAGAAAUUAGUCUGUUGGAUCUGAAUAAUGACUCGAGAGAUACCAGAGGUGUUGAAAAUGAGGGGGCAAGAAAGGAGGAAGCAAAUAAGGGAGAAGAUAAGGAAGAAACAGAAAAAGAGAAAUCACUGGGCAUGGAAACACCAGAUGUGCCGAGCUCGGGAGUUCCAGAUGGCUGCAUCGAACUCGUGGAAGAGGAAGGCGAUCUUGAGCCCAGUGCGCUCGACAAGCUCAAUGAGAUACUCGGCAUCUGA
This is a messenger RNA of Aspergillus steynii IBT 23096, 4128 nucleotides long. RefSeq names its product RNA-directed RNA polymerase (Sad-1). Gene Ontology annotation, cellular component: nuclear RNA-directed RNA polymerase complex. The transcript has 5 exons. Bases 1 to 4128 code for a protein of 1375 amino acids. Lineage: Eukaryota; Fungi; Ascomycota; Eurotiomycetes; Eurotiales; Aspergillaceae. The record is from RefSeq and is a predicted model, not a curated record. Gene Ontology annotation, molecular function: RNA binding; RNA-directed RNA polymerase activity. Gene Ontology annotation, biological process: siRNA processing.